Molecule: messenger RNA, 1374 nt
Organism: Pyricularia oryzae 70-15
Lineage: Eukaryota; Fungi; Ascomycota; Sordariomycetes; Magnaporthales; Pyriculariaceae
Exons: 1
Coding region: 198-1229 (343 amino acids)
Cellular component (GO): kinetochore
Molecular function (GO): nucleic acid binding
Source: RefSeq, a predicted model, not a curated record
GCACGUCGAGGUAUUACCCAAUCGAGACAAUAAAACUAAUACCACUACAUAUUUUCUCAUUUCAGGCCUCACGUCCAUUUUGCAUUUUGGUUGAAUCAUAAAAAAGUCAGCAAAUGUCAAUUUACAGGCCUGUGUCAAACUUGGCGGAAAUCAAUCAAGAUCAUCUUUGGCACGUGCAGUCGUGAAAAAGAAAAAAAAUGAGCAACACAACAAAAGACAAACCAAAAGACAAUGGCCAAGAGGAAGAAGAAGACGACUACAUGAAUAUGGUCUUCACGGACCCGGCUCCCUCCGCACCCGAGACCUCUCUGCAGCGCCGCCAGCGCGAGCGGCGCGAGGCGGCCGAGAGGGCGCGCCACAAAUCCAAGGCGGAGUUGGCCGCCGAGGAGGCCGACAAGCGCGAGGCUGCGCUGGCGCGGUCCCUCAUUCACGAGGACAAUGGCAGCAGCGGAAGCGGCAUGGCGGCCAAAAAGAAGAGCAAAGGUCUCGCCAUGAUGGCCAAGAUGGGCUUCCGGGCAGGCCAGGGCCUCGGCGCGCCAGAGGGCCAGCAGGGCAGGACGGAGCCCGUGCGCAUCGUCGUCAGAGAGGAUCGGGGCGGCAUCGGACUCGAUGGUGAGCGGAAGCGGAAGAUGAGGGAGGCUUAUGGCGACGGCGAGGACGGGGAGGGCAGCAAGGCGAGGAAGGUGGUGGUGGACGAGGGCGAGUACAGGGAGCGGGUCGCGCGCGAGAGGGAGGCGAUGCGCCUGGAGAGGGUGCUGGGCGCGGCGCAAAAGGUUGCGGAGAAGAUGGGUGACGAGAAGGAGGAGGAGCAAGAGCAGGACAAGGUUGGAGGCCAAGAGACGAAAAAGCCACGGCCGCUAAAGUCCGUCAACGUGCUCUGGCGCGGCCUGGUGAGGCAGCGCGAGGAGGCGGAGCGCGAGCGAAGGAUGCGCCACGAUCUGCAGCAGAGCCUGUCGCGGCUUCCUACGUACGAGGAUGACGAAGAGGACGAGGAUGACCGGCGGGCGCUGGGCAAGGAUGGGAAAAAGGCGCCGCUGGUUGUGUUUGAGGAUCUGGACGAGGAGGAUCCUGAGCUGGACGAUUUCAACGCCAAGGGUGCUGCGGAACGGUUGCAGAGCGUCGUCGACCACCUCAGGAGUGCGCACCGGUACUGCUUCUGGUGCAAAUACAGAUACACGGAUGAGGAGAUGGAGGGUUGUCCUGGGCGGACGGAGGAGGAUCACGACUAAAGCGAGGGUAGAUGAGACUAACAAAAAAAGUCGGGUAAUAUUUUGGUACGGAGACGAGACUCCUUCUUACAGCGUUUCUAUAUGCCCCAGGCUCAUGUAAUAUAUUACAAAUUAUACAAAACGCACAUGCCCAAAGUUCUUUCGG